Messenger RNA from Onthophagus taurus, 1549 nucleotides. RefSeq names its product putative malate dehydrogenase 1B. Gene Ontology annotation, molecular function: oxidoreductase activity, acting on the CH-OH group of donors, NAD or NADP as acceptor; malate dehydrogenase activity. Gene Ontology annotation, biological process: malate metabolic process. The record is from RefSeq and is a predicted model, not a curated record. NCBI's taxonomy places the organism in Eukaryota, Metazoa, Arthropoda, Insecta, Coleoptera, Scarabaeidae.
UUGAAUAUAAAAUGAUUGAGCAACCAAAAGGUCAAUGGGAGUUCUUUCUUCACGAACAAAACCAAAAGAACAACUGGAAUCACAGGACGUCUCCUUUAAUUUGGAAAGAAGUAGCCCGUAGAGGCGGAAAAGCGUUUCUUAUUGGCGGAAUUAGUGAAUUUUGGGAAUACGUGUACGAUUAUUACGGUUUGGAAGCCGUUUUACCUAAAGAUGAUUUAGACGCGUUAAUCCAAGAUAACAUGGCGUUCUAUCAAAAUAAAUUAGAUGAAGAAGCUAGUGAAGCACAGAAAAUUUUUAGAAUAACCAUUAAUGGAAUAAAAAAUCCUAUUUUCAGCUUAAUCGUCCCGUCUUUACUUAAUAUACCUAAUAUUAGACCUCCAGCUGGUUUGCUUAUAAGACUAUUUGAUAUGGAGAUAGAGAUGACUCAAGAUUUUGGUGCUUUGCUCGAGGUAAUGGAAGCAACGUCAGAUAUGACUGAUAAAGUAGAAGUUGUCGGUAGCUUGCAACAUGCUUUUGACGAUUGCGAUUUGUUUAUUGAUAUUGAUCAAGACUAUGCCCGUAAAGAAGAUGAAUGUAUGGAUAUGUGGUUGAUUAGAAACAUGUCAUUAAUGGCUGCAUUUGGGGACGCUGUAAAUGGCCACGCAAAAAGAGACUUAAAAAUAAUAUUGGCACACCCAGGACCUUGCUGUUUCAACGGAACCUUGUUAGCUGAAUAUUGCACUGCUAUAAAACCCUCGAAUAUAAUUGCAAUAUCAGCUGAUAAAGGUUCAUUACCAUUAAGUAUUAUUUCAAAAUUAUGUAAAGUACCUUUAGACCAAUUAAGCGCUCCCCCGGUUUGGGGCUUGUGGCUAACACCUUUCAUUGAUGUUGGGUCAGUAUUGAAAAGAUGUGAUAUUCAGAGGCCAUAUCAAAGGGCAAUUAAAACCGACGGAGGAUCUACCCUUCCGUUAGGACGAAUUACUCCAGAACUGCAUUACAUUCAUUAUAUGUCCGACGAAUUCGAAGAAGAAUUGUGGAAUAGGGUAAACGAAACCAAAGAGACCGUUCCUAGAAUUUUAGGAAGACCAUUAACUUAUGCAAAAGCUAUGGCAACAAUAAAAGUUUUGGAGAUUUGGUUCUCUGGUAAACCAAGCGAUGAAAUUAUAUCAUUAGGAAUCAUAUCAAACGGCAGUUUUGGAUUUCCAGCUGGUCUUUGUCUUUCUCAACCAGCUAAUUUUGAUGGAAACUCUUGGUCACCUUUUAAAAAUUUUCCAAUCAGUGAUCAUGCGAAGAUAAAAGUUGACGAACUUGUUUCCAGUUUGGAAGAGUUAUUCACAAAUUAUCAUAUUAGCAGCAGUUUCUAUAUUCAAUCUGCUUGUCGAUUAAUGAUAUGAUGCUGAAUAAAUUGUUAUUAAAUAACAGCUUUGUUCAAAUUUGAUUUAUAGAUAUCUACAUUAACGGCACAGUUUAAUUGACCGCUAGAUACGGUAGACACAAUAUACAUCGAUUAAAGGAAUAUCAUUAACUUAUAAAAACUUUAAUAACAAAUAAAUAUUAACAUUAGUUUUUA